AUGACGUCCUCUGCAACAACCCAGGUGGCUCUGAGCCAGGUUCCCGAUCUGCCCAACGAAAUCUUUCUGCUCAUUAUCCAAAGAUGUCCCCGAGCCACCUUGAAACAGCUGCGACUGGUGUCGAAGAACCUCGCUCACAUGGUUGACCCGUAUCUCUGGCGCAAAGUGGUUCUGGUUCCAAACGACCACUCUAUCCUUGGCCUGUACAGCGCAUUGCAGGGCUCAAAGGUCCCUCGUCAUAUCACUAGUCUGACAUAUGAUGGCCGUUUUGGGUCGUUCUUCCAUUGCAUCAAGGGAAUUCCGUCAGACCGGACUCGCCCCAUUUCCAAAGAGGAACGUCGCAAAGUGAUGGCCUUCCUCGACCGCACCGGCCUUGAAAAUUUCAAACCUUAUGAAGAGGCCGCCAUCGAAGUGGCCGUCCUCUCUAGAGCAUUACGGAUCCUGCCCAACCUGCAGGUGGUCCGCGUCAAAGAACACGAAGAUGGGUCUCCUAUUGCGGCAGCCAAGGUUCCCUACUUCUAUCUCAGGUUCUGCAAACGCCUCAGGGUCGACCCAGAGACGGUCAAUUGGAGUUCGAUGGCGGGGACUUCGGGUAGAUCCUACACCAAGGGAUUUCUUACCGCCGCUUUCUCUGCUGGCUGCCACCUUCACACCUUCAAGGCAAAGAACAUAGAUGGGCGGUCAAUGUUUGGAGUGGUGCCUAUCAAGGCGCCCGCCGGAUUUCAGCAAAUUCGUAUAUGUCGAGCCGUCACCGAGAACCUCCGCGCCCUGGAGCUCUCUUUCCGGAAUGACACGCUGAUGGCCACCGCCAACCAUAUUGAAUUGAUCCGCGCCCUCUUCGCUGGAGCCCCGAACAUGAAGACGCUGAAAUUGCGGCUCACGGAUUGCAGUGCCAGUCAUCACCAGUAUACUGAGGAUGACUUGGUUUCGGAUUUUUGUGGACUUCUGGAAUCCUCCGCCGGAACAUGGUCGUCUGCGCCUCUCGUCCCAAGACUGGAAACCCUGAUUGUCGACGCCUGCAUCUGCCACGAUGAGGACUUUCUUCACUUCUUGAAGAUCCACGCCGCCACCCUGCGACGCUUGGAAUUGUCCAACGUGACCCUCAUCGGUGGUGAAGAUCGCCGAGAAUGCUGGGUCCGCCUGAUCAAGCACUUGAAGACAGAUCUCAAACUCACUUCGGUUUCCUUCAGCGGAUGGUUCAGCAACGGGGGAAGGCAACAAUGGUUCGUUGCAAAGGAUAUUGGAAGCACAGACAGGCUGAAGGCUAAAGUGGAAGCCUAUGUUACAGAUCCACGGAUUCGAGAAUGCCCCCUCGAAUCCCUCGCCAUCAAACCAAAUCAGGGUGAUGUCGAGCAACCGGCAAAUGGAGAAGAAUUUGAAGGGGACCUGACCUGGACCAUGAUCUACUCCAACCAGACAGAGGACCAAAUGGAUUGGCAGCUGCUCCAGCCAUCAUUCGGCGUCUCUUCAAACGAGGUAUCCCCACCCCCGUCAGCGUCUGGUGAUGUCGGUCCGAUAGAGGAGACGCAAUCUGAUGGUUACAUAGGGCAUGCCGGUAAGCAAUUAGACGACCCGGAACAGGACGAGUCUCACGACGAGUCCCCAGACGACAAGCAAUUUUGCGCCCCUAAAGCAGUCGUGUCCUCAUUUUUCAAAAUACCUCAGGCCCAGGCUUAUGCGGCUAAGGGGCUUCCCGUACCUGCCACCUUGUCCUUGUACCAUUCUGAUUGA
Molecule: messenger RNA, 1731 nt
Organism: Fonsecaea erecta
Lineage: Eukaryota; Fungi; Ascomycota; Eurotiomycetes; Chaetothyriales; Herpotrichiellaceae
Exons: 1
Coding region: 1-1731 (576 amino acids)
Molecular function (GO): protein binding
Source: RefSeq, a predicted model, not a curated record